GGAAGGGAGAAGGGGAGGCGGGGAGAGGGGGCUCCGCUGUGGGCUGGUUGCAUUCAGCCCUGAAGAAGAGGAGGCAGCCUUAGAGACGGAGGACGAGAGAAGCAGAGCAGCCUCAGCCUUCCUUGCCUCGCCUCGUUCUGGGUCGGGAAGCUUUUGCUGCCACAAAGCCAGGCGUGCCUUGCCCUCCCUCCCUCCUCUUUCUUUGGGCAGCCAUGGGGGGCUCUGGGGGUGCAGAGUAGCUGCGAAGGAGCCAUGCUCCUGCCUCAGCCCCAUCGCUCCCCUUCCUCCUCCCCGGCUGGGGGCUCCAGUUAGCCCCAUUGUGGGCAGGAAGAGAAGGAAGGAAAGAAGGAAGGAAGGAGACCCCCAGCAGCCUCAGCCUCAGCCUCCUCUCGCCGCCAGGACUUGGGGUUUUGUUGCUCAGAACGGCGGAUAACAUGCAUGUAACACUAGCUGAAGCCUUGGAGGUUCGGGGAGGACCAUUGCAAGAGGAAGAGAUAUGGGCUGUAUUGAAUCAGAGCGCUGAAAGCCUUCAAGAGUUGUUCCGAAAAGCUGAUCCAACAGCCCUGGGGUUCAUCAUUUCUCCUUGGUCUCUUCUGCUGCUUCCAUCAGGCAGUGUAUCAUUUACAGAUGAAAAUGUUUCUAACCAAGACUUGCGAGCUUUCACAGCACCAGAGGUUCUCCAGAAUCAAUCAUUAUCAUCUCUUUCAGAUGUUGAAAAGAUCCACAUUUAUUCCCUUGGAAUGACACUUUACUGGGGAGCUGACUAUGAUGUUCCUCAAAUUCAACCCAUCAAACUUGGGGAUCAUUUAAACAGCAUACUGCUCGGGAUGUGUGAAGACAUUGUUUACGCCCGUGUGUCAGUGCGGACAGUUCUGGAUGCCUGCAGUGCUCACAUACGAAACAGUAACUGCGCACCUUCCUUCUCAUAUGUGAAACAGUUGGUGAAACUGGUUCUGGGGAGCUUCUCUGGGGUAGAUCAGCUUUUAUGCAUCGGAGAUAGAAACCUUCAGACUGACAGGAGCCAGGCCAUACGGGAGAGGCUGAGAGGGAAAGGACUUCCCACAGGAAGAAGUUUAUUGGCUGAUGCUGCAGAUGCUCAAAAGGCCCCAUUCUCUCAACAGAUUAUGCUCAACAAAGGGCUUAGUAAAUCGAUGGGAUUCUUGUCUGUUAAAGGUUCGCAAGGUGAAGAAGAAUUUUACCAAGGCAUUUCCUCCAGCUACACCUCUGACCAUGAUAAUGACAUAAAUACUUGCUGCCCAUACCAAUGUAGAGCUAUUGACUUGGAAAGGAAAGCUGAUGAUGGCCCAAAGCGGAAAGUUUGGGCUUCCUCCUCAGAUUUGCUCUCCACAACUGACAAAGUAACAGAGAGGGACUGUACUGGGGACUCCCGCAAGCACCGUCGUCAUGCAGGGACAGUUUCUGUACGGACCUCAGCAGCCACCAAAAGCAAGGAGGGCAGAUACUCAGAUGGGAGCAUAGCCCUUGAUAUAUUUGGCCCUCAAAAACUAGAUCUGAUGCGUCAUGGGCCAGAGACAUCUACAGCUGCAGCUUUGUCAAGUGCUUUUGACAGGAUUAAAGAGCGGCAGAGGAAACUGCAGUUGCUCAGGGAAGCCAUGAAUGUAGAAGAGCAUGUACGAAGAUAUAAAUCUUACCACAGUGACGUAUACAGCACAGACAGUGAAAGUCCGUCCUUCAUUUCUUCUGAGACAGAUUUCAGGCAAGUGAGGAAGUUUGAAGCACUACGGGAUGACUCCAGUGGUCCUUCCCAGGCAGCAGGUGAUGCCUCUCCAUUAGGUCAACUUCAGGGGCAAAGAUCAAGGCAACAUGAAGCACCACCUGAAGGCAACCUUUUAAAUCAAGAAGUGAUGCUGAAGCGCCAGGAGGAGGAGAUGAUGCAGCUUCAGGCUAAAAUGGCUCUCCGGCAGUCUCGACUAAGCCUGUAUCCUGGAGAAACAGUGAGGCCAUCCAUGCUUGAUAUGACAAGGGAUCCUCUCAGAGAAAUAGCACUGGAAACAGCCAUGACCCAAAGGAAAUUAAGGAAUUUCUUUGGCCCUGAAUUUGUGAAAACAACCAUUGAGCCAUUUACCUCCUUGGACCUGCCAAAGUCAAUUUUGAACAAGAAAGGAAAGAAUGAAGAUAAUCGUCGGAAAGUAAAUGUCAUGAUUUUAAGUGGGCAGAGGCUAGAACUGACCUGUGAUACAAAGACAAUUUGCAAAGAUGUGUUUGAUAUGGUAGUGGCACAUAUAGGCCUAGUGGAACAUCACCUGUUUGGUUUGGCUACUUUAAAAGACAAUGAAUUUUUCUUCAUUGAUCCAGAGCUAAAACUGACUAAAGUAGCUCCUGAAGGCUGGAAAGAAGAACCAAAGAAAAAGAGCAAAAGCACAAUAAAUUUCACCUUGUUCUUCCGCAUUAAGUUCUUUGUGGAUGAUAUUAGCUUCAUACAGCAUACUCUGACGUGUCAUCAGUAUUACCUGCAGUUAAGGAAAGAUCUCCUGGAGGAAAAGAUGCACUGUGAUGAUGAGACAGCCUUAUUACUUGCCUCACUGGCCCUGCAGGCAGAAUAUGGAGAUUACCAGGCUGAAGUGCAUGGCCUGUCUUAUUUCAGAGUGGAACACUAUUUACCAGCUAGAGUGAUGGAAAACUUGGACUUAUCUAAUGUCAAAGAAGAAUUGCCAAAACUUCAUAGCACUUACACAGGUGCUUCUGAAAAAGAGGCCGAACUGGAAUUUCUUAAGAUUUGCCAGAGACUGACAGAAUAUGGUGUUCAUUUUCAUCGUGUGUUGCCAGAAAAAAAAUCUCAGACAGGAAUUUUACUGGGAGUUUGUCCCAAAGGAGUUCUCAUUUUUGAGGUUCAGAAUGGAGUCCGUACACCUGUCCUACGUUUCCCAUGGAGAGAAACAAAGAAAAUAUCCUUUAGUAAGAGGAAGAUAACUCUACAGAACACAUCUGAUGGUAUAAAACAUGCAUUCCAAACAGACACAAGCAAAACCUGCCAGUACUUGCUGCAGCUCUGCUCUUCACAACAUAAAUUCCAGCUCCAAAUGAGAGCCAGGCAAAGUAAUCAGGAUGCUCAGGAAAUUGAGAGAGCAUCAUUUAGGAGCCUCAACCUCCAUACGGAUUCUGUUAAGGGAUUUAACAUGGGGCGUGCCAUCAGCACGGGGAGUCUCGCAAGCAGCACGUUGAACAGGCUUGCGGUCCGGCCACUGUCGGUGCAAGCUGAGAUCCUCAAGAGACUCUCCUACUCUGAACUAUCACUCCUCCAGCCUGCACAAGGCUGUCCCAAAGACCAAAGGGAGAAGCCACCAUGGGAGGAAAGACCCAAAAUAAUGAGCAAAUCCUUUCAUGACCUGACCCAAACUCAGGUGUCUGUCAGUCCAUUUCGGAAGAAUGUUGCCAGCCCUAUGGAUUCCACUUCGCAAAGAGUGGAAGAAUUGAUGGGGAAGAUCUUCCAACAGAUGCCAAAAUUGGAUACAGAAUCAGUAGCUGGGGGAGCAAAGCUAAACAAUUCAUACUGUCAUGCAGAUUUAAGUGCCAGCCUAGAAAGGAGGAAAAAUGAAUCAGACUCUUCAUCUGCUGAAGAUACUGGCCAAGCCUAUGUUGUAGAUGCUCUACAAACAAGUCAGAAUACAUUGUUGUUGCCAGAAAGAGAAAUCAAUUUAGUAAGCUUGAAAAAAGAUGAAAAGUAUGGCUUAGGGUUUCAAAUAAUUGGUGGAGAGAAGACUGGAAAACUGGAUCUUGGAAUUUUUAUUCAUUCUAUAACUCCUGGAGGACCAGCAGAUUUGGAGGGGUCAUUAAAACCAGGAGACCGCCUGAUAUCAGUGAACAAUGUAAGCUUGGAAGGGGUCAGCCAUUGCAUGGCAUUAGAAAUUAUUGAGCAUGCUCCAGAAGAUGUGACUCUGGUUAUCUCACAACCUAAGGAGGGACCUACCAAAGUGUCAUCCAGUUUCCUCAGUGGUACAAAAGGAUACUUAAAGAGGACUUCGCUAAUACCAGACAACGAGGCAGAGUCAUCUUCAGAGGAGCACAACAGGCCACAAAGCCACCAGAAACCUGCAUCAGGGAACUUCUCUGGCCUUUGCUCAGGCAAGCGAGAUGGAAGUCUCAGCUCCCAAGAUUCCAGGACUGAGAGUGCCAGCCUGUCACAGAGCCAAACCAAUGGUGUAUUACUUGGCAAUCAUAUCAGUGACAGAGCCCAGCAGGAAUUUCAGCAUUACAGUGAUGCCCAGCUUGCCCUUCCCAAAUGCAAGGAGAAGAAUGGAUUCUCUCUGGAGGACAAUCUAACAAAGCCCAAAAAGUCUGGAAUGGUGGAAACCACUGAGUAUUCUGACCGAGGGGAUUCGGACAUGGAUGAAGCCACUUACUCCAACAGCCAGGAGCAAACAGCAACAGCUUCAAAAAAGGAGUCUUCCUUCAUGAAUUUGGCCAACUCAAUGAAUUCUAAAAAGUUUUCUACACCACCUCUUAAACCUGGAGAUAUCUUUGAAGCAGAACUGGUCAAAAAUGAGAACGGCCUGGGAAUAAGUGUCACGGUACUGUUUGACAAGGGUGGCGUGAACACUAAUGUGAGACAUGGAGGACUUUAUGUCAAGGCUAUUAUUCCAAAAGGAGCUGCAGAAGCUGAUGGCAGGAUUCAAAAAGGUGAUCGUGUACUUUCUGUCAAUGGGAUUACUUUGGAAGGAGCCACCCAUAAAGAAGCUGUGGAAAUUCUGAGGAAUACUGGCCAGGAGGUUCAUCUGGUGCUAGAAAAGGGGCAGCUCCCAACAGCCAGAGUCCAAGCUCCAGUUACACCACAGUGCACACCUCCAAACCAACUCAAUCAUGGUGGAACCCCUGAGAGACCUGUCAAGACAACUUUAAGUGCCAGAGAGUACAACUUUGUCACUGAUGAUAACACAUUUGAAGUGAAGCUAGUGAAGAACAGUUCAGGCUUGGGCUUUAGUUUCUGCCGUGAAGACAGUGUUUCUCCAGAACAGCCAGGUUCCAGCAUAGUCAGAGUCAAAAAGCUCUUCCCAGGACAACCUGCUGCAGAAAGUGAGCAGAUCGAAGUUGGGGAUGUCAUCCUGAAAGUCAAUGGCUCUUCUUUAAAAGGACUAUCCCAGCAGGAAGUCAUCUCUGUUCUCAGAGGAACAUCUCCUGAAGUCACCCUUCUUCUCUGCAGACCACUCCCUGGAAUAUUGCCAGAAAUUGACCCUUCUUUAUUGACCCCUAUCCAUUCCCCAGCACAAAUUUUCCCUGAAAUCAACAAAGGAAAUGCUCAGUCAUUUCACGGAGAUCAUGAUGAGAGCUCUGAUGAAAAUGAAGCCACAGACAAAAGCAAGAAGCGAAUCAAGUCUCCCUCCCGGAGAGACAGCUACAGUGACAGCAGUGGAAGUGGAGGGGAAGAGCUUGUUGCAAACACAACCCAAAUGGCAGGCAACAGGUGGAGCUCUGCUUUGUACCAAACUCCAAACAAAUCAGCAGCUCAAGUACAUAGUCCUUAUGAAAUGCCCUGUGACCAAGAAGAAGCUCUUCGCACAGUAUAUCAUUCUUCUCAUGAGUCACCUAGGAAACCAGAAACAGAGGACAGUAAUCCUCCAUCUUCUUUGCUGAUGGAUUUGCCACCAAUCCAAAGCUGUAGAACCGUCACACCUAGUUCAACAGAGGAGAAAUACAGCAGUUCUGUCUCUGAGCUUACAGCACCACAGGAAGGCCUGGUAUCGCUUUUCAACCAGCUUGAAAAACAUGUUGAUGAAUAUGAACCAGAGGUGGAGCUCCAUGUGGUGCUAACUAAAUCGGAAAAGGGCAGUCUUGGUUUCACAGUUACCAAAGGUAGUGACAACGUUGGCUGUUACAUCCAUGAUGUCAUUCAGGACCCUGCCAAAAGUGAUGGGAGAUUACGACCUGGAGAUCGCCUGAUCAAGGUUAAUGAUACAGAUGUCACUAACAUGAGCCACACGGAUGCAGUCAGUUUCCUCCGAGCUGCUCCAAAGAUUGUCAGGCUGGUGCUUGGACGUGUUUUGGAGUUACCCAAGAUACCCAUGAUGCCACAUCUGCUGCCUGACAUUAGCUUAACUUGCCAUAAUGAACAACAACUGGGCAUCUCCCUUGCAGGUGGCUAUGACAGCCUUUAUCAGGUGGCGUAUAUUAAUGAUAUCAGUCCCAAAUCUGCAGCAGACAUGGAGGGAACUCUCCGUAUCUUGGAUGUCAUCCAUUACAUUAAUGGGUUCAGCACUCAAGGAAUGAGUUUGAAAGAAGCAAAGAGGAUGCUGGAGAUGUCCCUUCCAACAGUGAUACUGAAAGGAACAAGAGAUGGUCACCCAGUGUUUCCAAAAACUAAAGAUCCUGAUAGCUGUAGCUUGAAUUCAAUCAAACAUAAUGGGCAUUUUCAUGGGAAAACAUAUGGUAAAUCAGAAACAGGAUAUGAUGUGUGUGUGCCCAAGAUUAAUGGUGAAAUGAACAAUAACCAUCAGGCAAAAGGACCAGCGCAUGUCACCGUAUCUCAAGAGCUGUCCUCAUGUAAUGCUACUAGUCACAUCUCUGAUUUUUCCAAGUACAGUAACAACUCAGUGGAGAUACAAGAUGAGGAUUCUUAUGAUGAGGAUGAUCCUAAUGAAGUCAUCCAGUACCUUUUAGAUGUUGUAGAUGAAGAAGCCCAGAACCUGCUAAACCGCAGUAAUGCUACAUCUGGGAAUCAUCCGCCAGAGGCAAAUGGGAAAGUUUCAGAAGAGAAGUCAGAAGACACUGAUUGCGAUGGGUCAUCUUUGCCUGAAGAUUUCCCUGAGCCACCCCAGCUAAAUGGCUGUGAAGAUCACAACAAUGGCAGAAGAAUUUCUGAAAGAUUACCUCUGAUGGUUCAGGGAGAUGAUGAUGAGAUUACAUGGGGAAGUGAUGAAUUGCCAAUUGAAUCAAUAAACCAGCAGUCAACUGUAGAAGUCACAAGUGAAGAGUUUCCUGUGCUUUCAGUCAUUCAAGUGCUUCCUUUGGGCAAAUACACAGGGUCCAACCUAAAGUCAACUAUCCGGAUGCUACGAGGCCUGUUGGAACAAGGAGUCCCUUCUAAGGAGAUUGAGAACCUUCAUGACUUGAAGCCUUUGGAUCAGUGUCUGGUGGGCCAAACCAAAGAAAAUAGGAAGAAGAACAGAUAUAAGAACAUAUUGCCAUAUGAUACCACAAGGGUUCCUUUAGGGUCUGAAGGUGGCUACAUCAAUGCCAGCUUUAUACGGAUGCCGGUGGGGAGCAAGGAAUAUGUUUAUAUUGCAUGCCAAGGACCCCUUCCUACUACCGUAGCAGACUUUUGGCAGAUGGUUUGGGAACAAAAUUGCACUGUCAUAGCCAUGAUGACCCAGGAAGUAGAAGGGGAAAAGGUCAAAUGUCAGCGGUAUUGGCCUGAAGCUGUUGGCAAAACUACAAUGAUCAGCGAUAGAAUCCGGCUCUCCCUUGUGAGGCUGCAGCAGCACAAAGGAUUUGUCAUUAGAGCCAUGGAGCUAGAGGACAUUCAGACAGGUGAACUCCGGCAUAUUUCCCAUUUAAAUUUCACUGCCUGGCCAGAUCAUGACACCCCUUCUCAACCAGAUGAUUUGCUCACUUUUAUAUCCUACAUGAGGCACAUUUACAAAUCAGGGCCAAUCAUCACUCACUGCAGUGCUGGCAUAGGACGAUCAGGGACACUUAUUUGCAUAGAUGUAGUUUUGGGACUAAUCAGCCAAGAUCUUGAGUUUGACAUCUCCGAUGUGGUGCGCACAAUGCGCCUUCAGAGGCCUGGCAUGGUGCAAACCGAGGAUCAAUACAUUUUCUGCUAUCAAGUUACUCUGUACAUCCUAAAACGUCUGCAAGCAGAAGAACAACAAAGCAGCUAAAAUUAUAAAGCUGAUUGCAUACUAAAAUGAAAAAGAGAAAAGAGACAUAUUUACACUCCAGAGUUCAACUAUAACAUUCAUUUGCCUCCCGGAGAACUAUGGCUCUGUAAUAAAGAGCAGAGAUCAAUAAUUCUAAGGGAAGAUCUUCCGCACGCUUGUCAAAUUACAAUUCUCAAGUUUUUUAAUGGGAAGCCAUGACAAUGAACCUGGUAUAAACCAAUGUUGUGUGUAGCUUAGCUUUGUCCUUAGUGCAUUUUGCCAAUAUAGUUCCAGUUCCAAUGUCUAUCAAGGAUCAAGUACUACUAUAACCCCAUCCCUCUUUAAAACAGUGGGAUCCUUGUUCAUCAUUUAUAUUUAAUAGUGCUGCAUUUUUGCAGCUGUUUCAGGCUAUGAUAAGCAAUUGGGAUUUUUUAAAGAAAGGUUUUUUAAUUAUUUUUAAAAGAAGUAUUAAUGCCUUCUGCAAGUUUUUUCCUCAGCUACUUUAUAGUUUACUUCUAAUGCUGGGGGGUGGGGGUGGGAAAUGAGAACAGUAUUUUAUCUGCUGGAUUUUCUUACAGGUACAUUUUUAUUAGUCUGUUUUCAAAGUUUGUUUAUAGCAGAGCUGUCUUUUCAGUGCAGUAGAGCUUUUUAUAGAAAAUACUUGAAAUCAGUAUUUAAGCUUUAUGGGACGUCUUAUUAGUGUAAGGAAAAAAUAGCAAAUGUUUAUUGUAUCACAGGUUACAAUGUUUACUUUAUAUAGAGACUUGUAUAUAUUUAUAUACUUUUACCAAAAAAAUGUUGAACUUUCAGAUGUGUAAGCUUGUAACUGCUGAGGCAUUUCCACUGUGUAAAUAAAAGAACCCUUUUAAAAU
Sceloporus undulatus (fence lizard) is the source of this 8686-nucleotide messenger RNA. It is a transcript of the gene PTPN13, whose product is annotated as protein tyrosine phosphatase non-receptor type 13. Gene Ontology annotation, cellular component: cytoplasm; nucleus; cytoskeleton. Gene Ontology annotation, molecular function: phosphatidylinositol 3-kinase regulatory subunit binding; protein tyrosine phosphatase activity. Gene Ontology annotation, biological process: peptidyl-tyrosine dephosphorylation. The record is from RefSeq and is a predicted model, not a curated record. The coding region runs from base 435 to 7835 and encodes 2466 amino acids. The transcript has 47 exons. Lineage: Eukaryota; Metazoa; Chordata; Lepidosauria; Squamata; Phrynosomatidae.